Molecule: messenger RNA, 3419 nt
Organism: Pararge aegeria (speckled wood butterfly)
Lineage: Eukaryota; Metazoa; Arthropoda; Insecta; Lepidoptera; Nymphalidae
Gene: os
Product: amino acid transporter AVT1B-like
Exons: 9
Coding region: 74-1429 (451 amino acids)
Biological process (GO): L-alanine transport; amino acid transmembrane transport
Cellular component (GO): vacuolar membrane
Molecular function (GO): L-alanine transmembrane transporter activity; L-proline transmembrane transporter activity
Source: RefSeq, a predicted model, not a curated record
AGAAGCCUUGCGGUGUGCGGCCGUGUUACAUCAGUACCUAGUCGCUCGGGAAUUGUGGCCGAGUUGAAGCAACAUGUCUAAGAAAAAUGGAUUGGAGGCAGUGAUGGUGCCCGGCAAGUCCGAAGCGACGGAGUCUACGCCUCUCGUGCCCAAAAUUGAUCCAGAAGAUGGUGCUGGUGGGUCAGGCAAAGGUGGAAAUGGAGGUUUGUCGGUGAACCAGACUGCCUUCCUGGUGGCUGGAGAAAUGGUGGGCAGUGGAGUUCUGGCGCUUCCACGGGCUCUGGUUAAAACCGGAUGGGUUGGCGUUCCUGUCCUGGUGCUCACGUGCCUCGUAGCGGCCUUCAGCGGCAAGCGCCUCGGCGACUGCUGGACCAUCAUCGAGGGCAGGGACCCCGAGAUGAGGACCAGGAAACGAAACCCAUACGCCAUCAUCGCUGAGCAGUCUCUGGGAAAGACAUGGAGCGUCGCCGUGUCGCUGGCUAUGAUGGUGGCACAGUUCGGCGUGGCCGUGGUAUACCUGCUGCUCGCGGCGCAGUUACUCGAACAAGUGUUCCUGUCGCUGGCGCCGACCGUCACCAUCUGCAUCUGGUACCUCGUGGUGGUGGGCGCGAUGACGCCGCUCAUGCUGUUCGGCACGCCCAAGGACUUCUCGUUCUUGGGGGUGAUAGCUUUCUUCUCAACUGUGGUGGCCUGUAUUCUCUACUUCAUCCAAAUGAUGAACGACGUGAGGCCCUUCGUGUUCCGCUGGGGCAUCCACGGCUUCAGCGACUUCUUCCUCGCAAUGGGUAUCAUCAUGUUCGCGUUCGGCGGCGCCUGCACCUUCCCAACGAUCCAGAACGACAUGGCUGAUAAGACCAAGUUUAACAAGAGUCUGCAGUACGGCUUCACUGCCAUGCUGGCCCUUUACCUCCCCAUCGCGACAGCUGGCUACGCGGUAUACGGAGAGUCAGUGGGUUCGAACUUCGUCACGUCACUUGCUCCUACUGCACUGACUCUGGUCGGCAACGUGCUGAUGUCGAUCCACCUGAUCUGUGCCUUCAUCAUCCUCGUCAACCCAGUCUGCCAGGAGUUGGAGGAGCUUUACAGCAUUCCUAGAGAUUCCGUGGGCUACCGCGCGCUGGCUCGCCUGUCCAUCAUGGCGGGUAUCCUCUUCAUCGGCGAGAGCAUCCCCCGCUUCUACACGAUCCUGGCGCUGGUGGGCGGCACCACCGUCGCCUUCCUCACCUUCGUGCUGCCUUCCUACUGCUACCUCAACAUCAUCAGCCAACCGCCCAGGGAAGGGCAAACACAACCCGAGGUGGCGAGCUGGGUAAAGUUCGUGUGCUGGGAGAUCAUCGUGGGUGGCGCGGUGGUGGGGGUGGCGGCCACGUACAGUGCCACCAGUGCUAUCUUCAGCACCUCCAUGGUCACACCUUGCUAUCUAAAGUAACCUGACCCGCAACCUGACCCCACUGGAGGAUCGCCCCAUACUAGAACAGAACUUCCUCUACUGGACUAAAAUAAUACAGUUUGAUCACUUUUAUAAGUUAAGCUUGGUUUAUACGAAGCCAGUGCGAUGGCGCCAGUUUAACAGGCAAGCCACCGCUGACCAUGCAUCGCCUUAGUGCUCGUUUGUCCAAACCACCAAUAUACCUCUCUUUGUUCAAACUCUAGAUAUAUUUUUUUCUUUACAUUCAAACAACAUGUUAAAAUAUGCAGAUAGAUAAUGUAAAAAAAAAGAAAAAUAAAACUGAAUUAGUAAACAACAUUAUAUAAACUAUAAAUUUAAAAAAAAAAUGUAGAUGUAUAAUGAAACAUACAAUAUUCGAAAUAAAACUCUAUAAUAUGUAAAACUUGCUAAUGUAAAAUUCUGCCUUCGGUAGAUCGAACAAAUAGGUACCAAGGCGAUGGAUUGGAUUGAAAACUAAGCGGCCCUAUUCCCGUCAGGCCUGCCAGAGCUGGCUCGGCUUGAAGAACUGUUAUUUAUUGGCUGCGAGUGCUGGCUACGUAUAAACUAUGCUUAAUGCCGACAAAAUUCGUCAAAGUCAAUAGGAGUAAUUGAACGUCAGCUAAAAAUUGUAAACACAUACCUAUGUUAUUUGUUGCCUUAACAUCAACUUCCUCCCUUUUGAAGUUGGUUAAAAAGAGGGUUCCAUCAUGAACUCAUCUUUAUGCUCUCCAAACUUGAAGUGAGACUGGUUUGUUUUUUUUUGACAUAUUUUGUAGAACCGACUGCUCUGAUCUUAACCCUACUUGGGAAUGUAUUCGUUGGCGGAACAAACGCCACCUAUCGGUUCAAAGGGGUACUAACCACAUAAUACUAACUUUAUGAAUUGGUUCUGAGCGUUUUGACUGGCUUAAUCGUACUUUAAUUGUACUACAAGAAAACAGUUUUAUACCUGGAUACUAAAGUUUUGAACAAAAACACUUUUUACGAUAUCUCUCGUUUACUUUUAAGUUUUAGAUAAUAUUGUAACAAAUAACUUUAUAUAGAUAAGGAUCAUCCACUUUUUAGAAUAGACAUUUGUUCGUUUUUAUAAAUGAUUUAAUUUUUUGAGGCGGAAUCUACUAAAGAUUGCUGACACCGCAGUGACCGCGCGAAUCAAAUAGUUAUUGCUGGAGUUAAGAUAUGUUGUUGAUUAAAGGGAGAAUUCAAGAUUAUCACUGUCACCUGAUAAUUAUUUAUAAGUCAACCUGAGCCCGCCAACUGGCAUCAAGGUAGCUUUAUGGGUCUAUGCUGUAGUGUCAUCCCUUCUGACGAAAUGACAGGCCUGUACCCAGGCUGGAUGACAGUAACAGAGAAUCGCUAAAAUAUUGUACUUAUCUAAUGAUAUAUGAUUUUUGUAUUACGAAAAAGGUAUUUUCUGGGCACUGGGCAAUCACUGCUUGCAUUUUCUUAUACUUAUUCUAUAGCGUGAAAGUAACAACAAAUAAUAUGGUAUCGAAGGAAACACACACUACAGUCGGAAACAGUAUUUCCACUAGAUGGCGCUGUUCACAUCUGCUCACUCUCUUCAUAUCUUUAUCUCUCAUACUAGGCACUCUAAGCUAGACGAUCUUCGCAAGACACCUAAUUGGUGGAGAAGUCUCUUUUGCAAUGGUAAGCUUAAAGCUAACUUAAGACCGAUUUCGGAAAUUUAUUUAAGUUAUUUUUCGGUGUAGUGACAGUCGCUACUGGCAAAGCCGGUCCGGCUAUUUGUCGUUCCAGUCUAUACCGUAUAUAACACACCAUCGUCUACUGUCAUAAGCAUUUCGAAACUCGUCCCUUCUCUCUCGAGCUGACACUCAGUGUCAUGCGAAAUUGUGACGUCAUCAAUAACUUAUGAUUUGCACAUCGCUGUUAAGGUGCGUCAUUGUUGAUUUUCUCUAGUUUUAGUUUGAUAACAAUUUUAUAUUUUAUAUUACAAAAAUAUGAUUAUAUUAAAUAAGUAAAAAUAUUA